AUGUUUCGCUCGAAAGACCGAAGAAAGCUGAUGCGCCAACGGAGUGCGGAGAAUGCAGGAGCGGAGCAGCCUGUACCCCCAAUACCCAUUGCUCCCAGUGCCACCAACGCUACUAGCAACAGCAACUCUGCGCCAGCUCCAGUACCAGCCCCAGCUGUAGCAGUGCCAGUGCCAGCGCCAGGUACUGAAGCCAGCGUUACGACAGCUGUCGUUGCCCCGGCAACCACCAAUCACAGGCCCACUAUAGUGCAACCACCUCCAUUGGUGGCACGACGAUCUACAAUUCACAGAACCACUGCUUCGCUAUCUGCCUACAGAGCCACUCCCAUUACCAAACACUAUUCUCUCAACAAUCAAAUCCUGACGGCGUUUGAAAGUCACUACGAGAACAAGCUCUUCACAAUCGCCUACGCCAUUGGUCUGCAGUUUGUAGAGACGGCUCUAUUGGAGAUUCCCAAGCACGGGUACUAUUAUUCCACGAGACAUACACAGGAACGAACGGCCAAUAGUCUCAAUGCGAUCCGAGUCUCCAAUAUGCUACAAACCAUUCUCGAACAGCAACAACAAUUCCCAUCAGACGAUUUUGGGAUGGAUCUAAAGCUCGAGUUUAGAAAGGUACAAACACUGGCCAGUCUCGCAUUAGAGCAAGCCGAAGAAUCCAGCAAAGACCAAUACGAAGCAAAUCGCGCGGCAGUAGAAACGCAGCUCAAUGAAAUGAAACGACAGGAAGCGCCGACAACGCUGUUGGGAGAAACGUGUGGACCACUUCUCGAUAGUUUUACCGAAGCCAUGUGUCCACCCGGGGGGCUGUCCUCCGUCGUGGGCGACGGCCAACAAAAGUAUGAAACGGUGGUCGGUCACGCUGUUCCCGGUACUGCCACGGCCGUUGUUACCAAUAAUCACGACCAAUCCAAGGAACAAUCACCCAAGGGCAUACCACCACCGCCACCUUCGGAACGAACCAUGAGUUCCAUGAUGAGGGAAAUGAUGCAUCAACCCAAACCCAGCGAAAUACCUCCCCCGCCCCCUCCACCACCUGGAGUGCAAAUUGCCCAACCCAUCACCGCCACGGUCGUCAGGACGGAUCCGCCGGCACUCCAUCCAUCGUUAUCACAGGUCUCUCGCGCCAGCAUUACACAUCCUAUGCUGACAGGAGGGGGGGCCAAUGUGCCACCACCGCCAUCACUCGACGGAGGUUGGAUGAUCAUGCCCGAUCUCAUGCCCGACAGACCCGAGUUUGGACGCCAAAUGAGUGGACGCACGUAUGCCGAUCAUGUCGCUCUCGAACGAGCCCUCUACCUGUCCGGACUCGAAGUACAACCCGAGUUGGUGGGCCUCAUUGAUGAACCGCCCAUGAUUGCUGUCCCACCCGACGAUGAUGAUCAAUGGAUGCUCGAACACGCCCUCAAGGAAAGUGAACGGGAAAUGGAAGCAUUACGGGAACAAGAGGAAUUGCAGAUAUUAGAGGCUUGCCAACAAAGCGAAGUACAACAGUAUGAACUCCCGCAACACUUAUUACAGCCAACGACUGUCGUCAUGCCGGAACAUGCCGGUGCUGCCGCACCGCCCGCACCGCAACUGCAGAGACGUUUGACCAAGAGUCGUCUACAAAUUGAAACGUUGCACAUGCUAUAUCAUGAAGAUUUUGUUCAUCUGUGGAACAGCGGUAGGUUGCGAGUGACUCAGGUCGAUACCUAUCAAGGGAAAAAUCCUGGCAGCACCAAUGGAUGUACAGUGAUUGCGCCAUUGCUUUGCAUUCAUCAUUUUAUCAACUUUACCGAACCCGACUUUAAUGGGCAGCCGCGAGAUGAUCCGGGGUUGCCUGACGAAACCAUCAAGUCUGUGAUCGACGAAGAAGUUCCCUCCAUUUUACCGAAAGUGCGAGAAGAAUUGGGCGUCAUGGCGGAUGCCUUUUUGAUUCCGUCGGAUUCACACGACUACUUGUUGAAGAACCAAUUGCUGUCGCAAGAUCAGUUCGUGACAGUGAUUGGAGGCAACAUUUUGGAUGAGCGACAUCUGAAUGAACUGAUUCGGGUGUUGGUGGAAGGUACUGUGCCGAUCGUUGCGACCGAAGACUCUUCAAAUGCCGAAGGCGAGGAGGGCGGUGAUGCAGCGGCGGAUGGUAGCGAGUCGGGAGGGGCCGCCUCAAGCGAUGGUGGCGGCGCCGCCGCCGCGGAUAAGGAAUCCACUAACGGGGAGACACCGUCCGUGCAAAGCAGCAGUGAGACCAACAACAAUUCGGGAACAGCCCCUGCGACGACGACGACGACGACAACAACAACAGCAACAACUACAACGACAACCACGACGCGCGACCUCAAGAAAGCCAAGAUUGCCUGCACGCUUUUCUUUCAUGAACACGUCGUGUCUAUUUUGAAACUUCGAAGAGCGCACAAUGACAAAGCUUGGUUUGAUAUUAUUGACAGCCUGCCGUCGAAACAAAUGUUAUCGCGGGAAGUUGGAGCAGAGUCCAUUGAGAACAGACCCGCAGAAGGCGGCGCGGUGGACGCAUAUGGCAUCAGCUUGAGUGAGUAUGAAGCGCCAAUGAAUACUGCAAGGAUACGAUGUCUGGACGAAGAAGCAUUGUCGGUUGCGCUUCGAUGGUAUGCGUGCGCCAAGUUCAAUUCGGAGAACUUGAAUUAUAUUGAUGCGUACCCCUGGGAUGACCAGAGCACAGAUUUUGACCCCCGAGUCUUUCAAGCCUUUGUAUGGACCGAGGCAGCAUAG
Seminavis robusta is the source of this 2727-nucleotide messenger RNA. Lineage: Eukaryota; Bacillariophyta; Bacillariophyceae; Naviculales; Naviculaceae. The record is from the annotation of a GenBank genome assembly.